This is a messenger RNA of Sus scrofa (pig), 1699 nucleotides long. RefSeq names its product NAD(P)H quinone dehydrogenase 1 (gene NQO1). The record is from RefSeq and is marked provisional. NCBI's taxonomy places the organism in Eukaryota, Metazoa, Chordata, Mammalia, Artiodactyla, Suidae. Gene Ontology annotation, cellular component: cytosol. Gene Ontology annotation, molecular function: NAD(P)H dehydrogenase (quinone) activity.
CGGGUCCCUAAAUUUGCCAGCUGCCGAGGUGAGCCCCGCCCUGCACCCCAGGGCCCAUGGGGCGGCUCCGCCUUUGCUGGUCCCCCAGUCUGUGGGCCGGGCCAGAUCGUGUAUAAAGUAGCCGGGCGCUCCGCCGGCAGCACGAGUGACACCUCCCAGGUCGCAGCCAGAGGACCUACAGCCCCCCGCGCCUUCCCAGCUUGAGUCGGCCCGGCAACCAGCAGCCCGGCCAAUCUGCGCGCCGCCGGAGCCAUGGCGGUCAGAAAAGCACUGAUCAUACUGGCCCACUCCGAGAAGACGUCCUUCAAUUAUGCCAUGAAGGAGGCCGCCGUGGAGGCUUUGAAGAGGAGAGGAUGGGAGGUCGCCGUGUCGGACCUGUAUGCCAUGAACUUCAAUCCCGUCAUCUCCAGAAAGGACAUCACAGGUAAACUGAAGGAUCCCGGGAACUUUCAGUAUCCUGCCGAGACUGCUCUGGCUUAUAAAGAAGGCCGUCUGAGCCCAGAUAUUGUGGCCGAACAAAAGAAGGUGGAAGCCGCAGACCUUGUGAUUUUUCAGUUCCCACUGCAGUGGUUUGGAGUCCCUGCUAUUCUGAAAGGCUGGUUUGAACGUGUGCUCAUAGGGGAGUUUGCUUACACAUACGCUGCCAUGUAUGACAAGGGACCUUUCCGGAAUAAGAAAGCAGUGCUUUCCAUCACCACUGGCGGCAGUGGCUCCAUGUACUCUCUGCAGGGUAUCCACGGGGACAUGAAUAUCCUCCUCUGGCCAAUUCAGAGUGGCACUUUGCAUUUCUGUGGCUUCCAAGUCUUGGAACCUCAGCUGACGUACAGCAUUGGGCACACUCCAGAGGAUGCCCGAAUCCAGAUCCUGGAAGAGUGGAAGAAACGCCUGGAGAAUAUUUGGGAUGAGACGCCACUGUACUUUGCGCCAAGUAGCCUCUUUGACCUAAACUUCCAGGCAGGAUUCUUAAUGAAAAAGCAGGUGCAGGAUGAGCAAAAAAGUAACAAAUUUGGUCUUUCUGUGGGCCAUCACUUGGGCAAAUCCAUCCCGACGGACAACCAGGUUAAAGCUAGAAAAUAAGAUUCACAAGACUUUUAUUUCCUUCUAAAAUGUAUCGAAAUUUAGGUUUCUUUUUCUGCCUUCCUUGACUUGCUUUCGUUUUUAAGAUUUUUUUUUUUUUUUUUCUACGAGGAUUGGAUAGGAGAGAACAGACUGUAUUCACACAUUUUGGAUAGCUUCAUUAAACAUAACUGAUUCCUAUGAUUUCUACCAUGGCAAAAUCUGAUUAGGCUCAAGAGGCCUCUUAGGAUGUAAAGCCGGGAAAGGUGUAAAAAGAUGCCAGACAGUAUUUUUUUAAGGUCCUCUACACAAUUUAAUUCCUCCCUUUAGGGAUAUAUUUUUUGGAGUAAAUCUGGCUAGAGAGCACCCAACUCCUCAAUGGUCUUACUUUUCUUUGAAUUACAUCUCUGUGGUUUAUGGCAGAAGAGAAUUGCUUGGAGAAAGAAAAGACAGAAUCUGUCUGACCUAAGGGACUUGUUUAGAAGUUGCCACUCAGCUUGUUUGUGAGAUAUACUGCCUUUAAUUACUACCCAGUGACUAAUUACGCCUAAUAUGAGUGUCAUUCUUCCUUCAACUCUUGUCAUGAGUAUACACAGAUCCUUGAAGUAAAAAGCUAAUAAAAGUCUUUACCUCAAUCUUCAAA